CCAUGCUAACUACUACGAUACAUCCAUGAUGCUAACGUUAGCUCGUAAUGUCACCGGUUGUAAACAAAGUGUGAGCUGAAUCUCAUUAUCUUGUGCCUGUCGUUUCACUCCAUAGCGGGUAAAGCUUCGGUGAGCUAAUUUGUGAGGAUGGUGCAGCUGCAUGUGAAGCGUGGAGACGAGAGCCAGUUUCUCUUCAGCACCGCUGUGGACGCGCCUCUGGACGCGGUGAUCCAGCAGAUCACAGCCAUUUACAACGCAAGACUCAAAGUGGACAGAAUAUGUUCAGAAAUCCCAGAGCUGGCAGACCAUGGCAUCACGCUGCCACCCAACAUGCAGGGGCUGACAGAGGAGCAAAUUGUGGAGCUGAAACUGAAGGAUGAAUGGGAAGACAAAUGCGUACCCAGCGGAGGGCCAGUGUUUAGAAAGGAUGAAAUUGGAAGGAGGAACGGACACGCUCCAAAUGAUAAAAUGAAAGAGGUGUUGAUGAAAACAGUGGAGGAGGCAAAGGCACUGAUCUCCAAAAAACAAGUUCAAGCUAAUGUUUGUGUUACCAUGGAGAUGAUAAAGGAAGCCCUGGAUCCGCUAAGGGGUGCAGUCAUGAUAGUGUACCCCAUGGGGCUUCCUCCUCAUGACCCUAUCAGGAUGGAGUUUGAGGACCGGGAAGACCUAUCAGGGACACAGGCAUCUCUGCAGGUGAUCACAGAGGACGAGUGCCAGCUAUGGUGGGCUGCCAAAGAGAUGCAGAGGGGGAAAAAACUGCAGGACUACAUCGGCAAAAAUGACAAGACGAAGCUGGUAGUCAAGAUCCAAAAAAGAGGAGAGGGGGCGCCAGCGAGAGAGCCUCUGAUCACAGAUGAGCAGCAGAAACAGAUGAUGCUGCAUCACUACAGGAGGCAGGAGGAGCUCAAGAAACUGGAGGAGGCAGACGAUGAUAGCUACCUGGACUCGGAGUGGUCAGACAGACAGGCCCUGAAAAAACAGUUUCAAGGCCUCACCAACAUCAAAUGGGGACCGCGGUAAAGACCACUGCUGCUUAAAUUCCCACCUUGGAGCUGCUGCCCUCACCUGCUCCUUUACAGCUCUAUAUGCAACUGACCGAGAUGCCUUAAUAUCACAAUACUGAAACCAGUUUAUUUGCUGUGUUAUUUGAGUUCUUCCAGCAAGAAUUGUACACAACAGAUAAGUUCAUAUGCCUCGAAGUAGUCACUGGACUGAAACAUGAAGAAGACAGAUGGAGAAAUUGUAAGACAGAACAAGAAAUGAUGUCACGUGGAGGCUGAUGUUAGAUAAACCUGUUUAUUUGAAGUUAAAUCUGAUGCCUGUGUUCAUUUACCAGUUGUUUUCACCCUGUUGUAAAGUUAUAAUUAAAUUGAUGCUGUGAAAAAAAUUAAAGCUCAAUGUAAAUGUACUUUCUGUCGUUAUUGUGUGGGGAAAAAAAUCAAAUAGAGCGGUUUUUGUGGGUUGACAUUCAACAAUAUUAAGAGGUAGUGAAUCAACUGGAAAAGUUUUACAACCCUUGGAUUGCAGGGACAAGGAUGCAACACCUUUCCUCUCUUUGUCUCCCGUCACUGACACACACACACGCACACACACACACACCUCUGCGAGUCGGAGCUGCUCUGAGGCAGGAAGUUGCCACAUACUAGAUGAUCGUUCCAGCUCUUGUCCAAGCACGGACAAGGAAGCUGUAGAGUUCAGAGUGUUUCGUUCACUGAAAGGUUGAACUGUUUGUACGUGCUGACAGCUGAUGCAGUGAUUCAGAGAGGAGCAUUUCAAGGAGCAGUGCAUUCAAAUUGGAAAGAAAUAUUCUGGAUCUACAGUGUGAACAGAUGGUAACUACAACAACCACUAAUGAAGUAAUAUGGUUAGGAAAACACUUUACUGCAGCUAUUUUUGUUAGGGAAAGCAACACUUGACUCUUAUUAAGCCUCAGAUAUGACCGUGAUGAAAAGGCUUCAUUCUUGAGUUAAAACCCAGAGGGAGUUGGGAACAACUGUGUAUUGUGAUCCCUCUAGAAAAACUGAAGGUAUUAUGGCAGAUCACUGUCCCUGAAAUGUUCUUUGCUUUGUAGUAAUAUUGUCAGUGUCACUGAUAAAGCUGCUAUUUGUCCCCUAAAGGAUUAGUCCAUACAAAACAGUGCCUUAGAUUACCUUAAAUGUUGAAACUAAAAUAUUUAAGGUAACCACAAUUGUACCUCCACAUAGUUGCUUCUGCAGACCUCUAACAUUUUCUACAAAUAUUAUAAAGCGUCUUCUUCUAAUCAGUGUAAUCUAAUUGCUGCUCAACAGAAAGGGAAAAGAUUGAAGGUGCUGUUAUUUAUAGGUUGUUAUGCAAUGAUUUUACUGGUCCGGAUCACCUGAGAUCAAUUUGCGCUGUUGUCACUGCUGUAUGUGUGUUGUGUGGUGUUGUCCCUUUUUUUUCUCCUGCAGCUCUGCCCAGGUGUGCUGCAUCACCAAACGAAGUGCAUUGCUCAGUGAGGUGCACCUGGCCUGGGAAGAAGCUGCUUAAAAGCUCCUGUUCCUGCAGCAGAGGAGAUGUUGAUGCCUCUCUGCCUGGAAUUAUUAUUGUCUUGUUUGCAUGGAUUUAAUCUUUUAUAAGGUGUCUUGUGUGGUUAUUUUGGGUCAGAGAUGGAGUGUUGUUCGCCCCAUAGGGCCACUUUGGGGUGUAACAGCUGUAUGUGGCCCAUGAAUUAAAAAGUCUUACAAGGUGGUUUAAACCAUUGCACAAAGCUUCCCCAUAUGACUACACCAAUGGAUGUGUUGCUCAAAUUACUAACUAAGGUAGGGCUGUUGCCUUAAUCUGUUAGUCUAUUGUCAAUUUGACCUUAAAGCUUGAUACUGAAUUCAGUUAAUUUUACAUUAAAACCUUUUCCAUC
Molecule: messenger RNA, 2875 nt
Organism: Plectropomus leopardus (leopard coralgrouper)
Lineage: Eukaryota; Metazoa; Chordata; Actinopteri; Perciformes; Serranidae
Gene: cfap298
Product: cilia and flagella associated protein 298
Biological process (GO): regulation of cilium movement
Source: RefSeq, a predicted model, not a curated record